Messenger RNA from Cylicostephanus goldi, 339 nucleotides. Lineage: Eukaryota; Metazoa; Nematoda; Chromadorea; Rhabditida; Strongylidae. The record is from the annotation of a GenBank genome assembly.
AUGGCUGCACUUGCUGUGGAAAUGAGAAAGGUGGCAAAUGAGUUAAAUGCUGUUAUAACUCAGUUCAAGCAAGGUAAACUCAUAAGGAAAGUGCCCGAUAAUAAGGUUAGCCCCACUACUAAAACGCAGAUCAGCGCCCUAUCGGUGUCUACGGCACCAACAAAAGAAUUCUCAGCGAUAAAAGAGCAUGAAGAUAUCGGUACUGGUCCGUCAUCACACGAUUAUGAUAGUGAUGUACUUACAACUGAUUCCAAACCAAGCAUAGACAUAUUGCACUCUCUACAAGCAACAUCAAAUGUGGAACAAAGAAAAGAGUACGCGAAUACAAUGUUGCAGUAA